Necator americanus (New World hookworm) is the source of this 1080-nucleotide messenger RNA. RefSeq lists its product as uncharacterized. Bases 1 to 1080 code for a protein of 359 amino acids. The transcript is spliced from 9 exons. Lineage: Eukaryota; Metazoa; Nematoda; Chromadorea; Rhabditida; Ancylostomatidae. The record is from RefSeq and is a predicted model, not a curated record. Gene Ontology annotation, cellular component: cytoplasm. Gene Ontology annotation, molecular function: L-lactate dehydrogenase (NAD+) activity. Gene Ontology annotation, biological process: lactate metabolic process; pyruvate metabolic process.
AUGUUUCAUUUCACGUCUUGCGUAGUGUUAUACGGCGGUUCGUCAGUGAACGAUUCAGUAUCAAAGAUGGCAGAAAAAAUGUUAAAGACAGUCGGUGCAGUUUUACAUGAAAUUGCACCGCCUGCGGAAAAGAGUCCUCAGAAGAUUACAGUAGUCGGAACUGGACAAGUUGGAAUGGCGUGUGCAUAUAGUAUUCUUCAACAGCGCACUUGUAGUGAACUGGUCCUGGUAGAUGUUGUCGCAAAUAAAGUAAAGGGAGAGGUAAUGGAUCUUCAGCACGGCCUCGCAUUCACCGGACGUUGUGUUGUAAAGGGUGAUACAACCUAUGAAUGUACUGCCGGCUCAAAACUUUGCAUUGUGACUGCCGGACUUAGACAGAAGGAAGGAGAGUCGCGAUUGUCUCUUGUCCAGCGGAACACAGAUAUUUUUAAGAAAAUCAUCCCAGAACUAGUCAAAUACUCUCCUGAAACCAUUAUCAUGGUCGUUUCUAAUCCAGUGGAUGUCCUCACUUAUGUGACCUGGAAGCUUUCUGGACUGCCUAGAGAACGUGUCUUCGGCUCUGGAACAAAUUUAGAUUCCGCCAGAUUCCGUUUUCUUCUUUCACAACGUCUUAAUAUUGCUCCUUCUUCUUGUCAUGGAUGGAUUAUUGGAGAACAUGGUGAUUCCAGUGUGCCGGUAUGGUCUGGAGUGAACGUCGCCGGUGUAACACUGGCAGAAGUCAGUAAAACGUUGAGCUCUAAACUCAGUUUAGAAUCAUGGGAAAUGGAUCUUCACAGACAAGUCGUGGAGAGUGCAUAUGAGAUUAUAAAGAUGAAGGGAUACACCUGCUGGGGUAUUGGUUUGUCAGUAGCAAAAAUUGCCAGAGGAAUCAUACACAAUUCUCGCAAUGUUUGUGCACUCACUACGAAUGUGAAGGGCAUGCACGGAAUCACCGAUGACGUGUAUCUAUCAUUGCCGUGUGUCGUAGGCAUGAACGGAAUCACACACAUUAUCAAGCAGAACUUGAGCAAAGAAGAGGUAGAAAAACUCCACAAGAGUUGGAAGACGCUUUUUGAAGUGCAGAGCCAGAUCAAACUAUGA